Molecule: messenger RNA, 471 nt
Organism: Echinostoma caproni
Lineage: Eukaryota; Metazoa; Platyhelminthes; Trematoda; Plagiorchiida; Echinostomatidae
Source: the annotation of a GenBank genome assembly
AUGACCCAAGAUGCAUCUCUAGUCCCGCAUGGAUUGGAACGCAGUCAUCGGUACUUCUGCUACGUAUGUGGGACGUUACUUCCGCACAAACUUGUUGCCACCGAUUCCCUGGUCUGCCGGAGGUGCAACACUUCCACGUAUAUGCGUUGGUUCACUGGAAUGGAAGUAUCAUUUACAGAUCGCACAGCACAACAGGAGAGCGCUGACAGUGAGAUGAAUUCCGCUUACUUCAAAUCGAUGCUGAAACGCGCCAAGAAAAUCCUGAAGUCGGAGCAAACUUUGAAGCAGACUUUGGAGUCGCAGUUGACCGAGGAACCUAAUCAGGAUGGGCCCUCGGUGCGGAAAGAAUGUGCCUAUUGUGGAAACGACCGUAUGACCUAUGUGACACUUCAAACCCGAUCCGCAGAUGAAGGUCAAACAGUCAUUUACACUUGUACCCAAUGCUCCAAAAAAGAAGUUGAAUACACUUGA